CUCCAUAUGCAUGUCAAAGUUGUGUAGGUGACGUCGAACAUCUACUAUACUGAGAAAAUAAAGCCGUUAUAAUGUUAAAUACACAUUACUGUCUUUUUGUUUCUAUAUAACUUUGAAAUACUCAUUUUGCUAACCUCGCGAUGGUGCUUGACGUAUGUAUGUGUAUGUGUAACUGUGUGUUGUAGUCCAUCUCUCGCCGAAUGUGACCGGCUGCGAUUAACGCGCGGCAAUUGGCAAUGGAGGGCGCGCGCUGGGCUUUCCGGUGCGGCUCGUGGACCCCGAGCAGGCGCGAGUGGCUGUUCGCCGCUCGCUGCGUUCAGCGUGAGGAGAAGGAGCGAAUCGGCCGGUUCGUGUUCGCUAAGGACGCCAAGGCCGCGAUGGCCGGCCGGCUGUUAAUACGAAAACUGCUGUGUGAGAAGAUGGGUGUUACCUGGGACGAGAUCCACCUUGAGAGGACAGCCAAAGGCAAGCCCUUCCUAGCAAGCCCUGCCCCCUUGAGUCCCUCCGACAGGUGGAGCUUCAACAUCUCGCAUCAGGGAGACUUCGCGGUGCUGGCUGCAGAGUGUGGCCUGCAGGUUGGAGUUGAUGUCAUGAAGACCAGGCAGCCAGGUAGAAGUUCUGUGCCAGACUUCUUCCGCAUCAUGAAGAGGCAGUUCACUGACCAUGAAUGGGCUGUCAUCAAGGGGGCGGGGUCAGAGUGGAUGCAACUGGACAUGUUCCAUAGACAUUGGGCCCUCAAGGAGAGCUUCAUCAAGGCCAUUGGGAUCGGAGUGGGGUUCGACCUGCGGAGGGUAGAGUUCCAUGUCUCACCUGUGCACAUGCAGCAGGGCCAGGUGUACCGAGAAACCAGGAUGUGUGUGGAUUCCAAACAAGAAGAUACAAGCUGGGUGUUUGAGGAGAGUCUACUGGACCAGGACCACCAUGUGGCCGUCGCUCUGGGGAAGGUGGAGGAAAUGAACAGGGAUGGGCUUCAGGAGGGAGACAACAGCUGGAUUUCCAGGAUCCCCCCACCCCAACAAUUCAAAGUAUUGUGCUUCAGUGACCUCAUUUCGGGGGCCAUACCGAUAGAGGACGAGGACACAGACUACUGGGAGGACUUCCAGAAGAAAAAGGAGGACCCAGGCAGCUAGCGUAUCCCCCUCAGGCUGAGAUCCACCUUUGAAAUACCAGUUUGACAUGCUGAUAAUUUUGUUCCCUCAUGCUCAGUGUUUGGAGCAGCCCAGUGGCUCUCCACAUGGAAAUCAGUGCACUGCAGCUGGACAGAGUUGUCCAUAAAGGCAUUUAUUUUUCCAGUGGAGAAAAGUGGUGUUUUUUCAGUGUCUCUCUGCCGUUCUCAUUUUGAAGUGCUUCACCUCGGAGUGUUCUGUUCUGGUUCUGUGUGUGUUUUUUCUGGUUUUUAAAUGCUCCCUUUUACUCAUCUCAAAUGGAGUUUGGGGACACUUUCAGCAGCCAUCCAAGGGGGGGUGUGAUGUCUGUGAGCUAAACAGUAGUGCAAACACACUCAGGGGAGGAAACACAUUAAAGCUCCGAGAGUGUGUUUUUAAAGAGCAUGCUUUUAACGUUUAAUGUUUUAAUUGUGUUUUUGUCAAACACCCUACAGCCUGAAAGUUGUACAGAAACGGUGCUGGUUAAUGGCUUGUUUUAUCUGAAAACCAUUGAAAUACUUUUAUUAAUUUAGUAGACAUUUUUAUCCAGAGUAACAUAUGACUCUGGAUAAAUAAAGUUCGCAUUGUUUUUAUUGUCAUUCCUCUAUACAGCUUGUGUACAGUGGAACGAAAUGAAAGUGCUUUUCAUAUUUCACUGGUACUUUCUCCCUAUUGUACAAACUCAGGAUAAUUUCCUCACCAUAGAAAUAACAAUCCACUUUACCAGGGCCCUUUUCCUUGGGUCCAGUUUGUGUAGGUUCACUAUGUUAUGGAAUAACAACUCCGCUCUGAUCUUCAUAGACACAGAUACCACCAUCCAGUUAUGUUGUCAUUAGAAGCCGAUAGCAAACUGGCCAGCACUUCAGCUGGGACAUAAAAUUGGCACGUUACAUUAUUGCACAUGACUCAUGAAUGCUACUUGAUUGGCAUCGCACCCGAACCUCACCCUUCACCUUGCAGAAUGAAACUAUGGAGUUGGUGGUGAAUUGAUGGUGAACCCCUGCGUGGCCCACCUCGUGCCACAUUCAACUAACAUACUUUUCAAAUAACAAAACAAUUCCCCAUCCCAA
Molecule: messenger RNA, 2215 nt
Organism: Scleropages formosus (Asian bonytongue)
Lineage: Eukaryota; Metazoa; Chordata; Actinopteri; Osteoglossiformes; Osteoglossidae
Gene: aasdhppt
Product: aminoadipate-semialdehyde dehydrogenase-phosphopantetheinyl transferase
Exons: 6
Coding region: 237-1130 (297 amino acids)
Cellular component (GO): cytosol
Molecular function (GO): magnesium ion binding; holo-[acyl-carrier-protein] synthase activity
Source: RefSeq, a predicted model, not a curated record